This is a messenger RNA of Varanus komodoensis (Komodo dragon), 5807 nucleotides long. It is a transcript of the gene CDC42EP5, whose product is annotated as CDC42 effector protein 5. NCBI's taxonomy places the organism in Eukaryota, Metazoa, Chordata, Lepidosauria, Squamata, Varanidae. The transcript has 3 exons. Bases 452 to 1135 code for a protein of 227 amino acids. The record is from RefSeq and is a predicted model, not a curated record.
UUGACUUGUUGAGCGCGGCGGCUGGAAGCAGAUGCAGCGGGAACCGAGGUUCUUACUCUCGAGAUGGCGAGGGAGGUAUAAAUAAAUAAACUUUUGGGCUGCCACCCAAGAGGGGAGGAGUGAAAGCUCGUGGGUGAAAGAGAGGAGAGAGAAGAGUAAUCGUUGAGAGGCAACACAUGAACGAGAGAAAAGAAUAAUUUUUCUGAGGGUUUUUGAGAACUGCGAGUGAACUUCCUGGACCUUAGCUGGAAAGAAAGUGGCACCAGAAUCCAGUUCCGAACACUGGGAGGACGUCAAGUUUGGUGACUCGGUUUCACUUGGCACUGCCUUUUGGAAGAGGCAGCGGAUCAGGGCGACUACAAAAGCAGGAAGAGAGCCUGGGACAUUCUUCUGAGUCACCCGCAGCAGUGGGAAAAAGGCAGCUGGAGCGUGGUUGCUGUCCCUUGCCAAGAUGCCCAUCCUCAAGCAGUCCCCCGUCGCCCAUUCCAAGAAGCGGCCCCGUCUGGAUCGGGCCAUGAUCAGCGCCCCCUUGGGGGAUUUCCGGCACACGAUGCACAUUGGCCGUGGCGGCGACGCUUUCGGGGACACGUCUUUCCUCAGCAACCACGGGGGCUCCAAAGCCAAUGGGCUGCCGGCCGACGUGGCCGUGUCCCCCGGGUCUCUCUCUCGUCCCGGAAGCACCUCCGGCUGCUCUGAGCUGCGGUCUCCUCCUGGGAGCGGGAAUGGGGCGGUUCAGAGUCCAGCCACGUCGACCCCCGACGGCAGCUUUGUGGCCCUGCAGCACCCCGACCCAGCGGAGCGGCAGCCCCCCAAUGGAGGGGACUGGAGCCUACAACCUGAGCUCACCUGGGAGAGCUCCACCUUGGAACAUGCAGAGUCCCUUCUCUCUUUCCAGUUGGACUUGGGCCCUUCCAUCUUGGAAGAUGUGUUGGGAGUGAUGGAUAAAGACUGGGACAGUGCCAGGGGGCAGGAACAGGAGCCCUUGAGGCACGAGAGCUUGAGUCCCACGGGUGGCCUCCACCAGGGUGGUGGUGGUGGUGAAGAACAAGAAGAAGAAGAUGAGCAAGAGGAUGAGGAGGAUGAAGGGCAGGGCUACAGUUUUGAGGAUGAACAGGAUGAAGAGAUCGGGCUAUAGAAGGAAGGCAGGAUUCUGGUCUUUCAUUCUCUGGUUCCUGCUUCCUACCUGCAAUGCCCAAAUCCACUCCUGCAGAGUUUCUUAGCCCCUCUGGAAAGAGGCAAUGGCAGCUGGCAGCCCAUGGGUCAAAAAUGGCCGGCCAAUGACUGUCUCUGGGUAUCCCACUUAGCUGGUCUCCUCCAAAGGAAUCUUUGAAGCUUCAAAUCCCUCUUUGUUGCACCUCCAACAUGGUUCUGGUGUCUUGCACAAAGGGAAUCAGCUCACUGCUUCUGGGUUUUUUUCUGAAGGGGUGGAGCUUCACUUCUCACUGUUGUUUGUCCUGGACUGGACAAUCGGCAUCAAGAUUCAUUGCAUAAGACUGUCUUUGAAAAAUCAGCUUGCUGUAGGCACUCCGUUGACCAUCUCUUUCCCAACUUCUGCCAUUUGAUUGUACUCUCUCCACAGUCUGGUUUGGGCCAGAUCCUUUGAUGUAUUGAAAAAUGCACUGGGGGCUCAAGCCCCCACAUCUGCUGGAAUCAAUGAAGCAGCACAGAGCCGAAGCCACUAAAACCUUCUUGUUUAUCCACUUCACCUUCCACUUCUGAAUGGCUCAUUCUCUCUCAACUUGCCUGUGAUUCUCUGUUCAGCUGAUGAUUUUUCAACUGGACAGUUUUUGAAAAAAGAGUUGGAAAAAUGGUUGACCUGAUAAUCCUGCUUUUCCAUCCCUCUGUCAAAAUAACAAGUGGCAAGCUGAUGGAAAGGAGGAUGGGGGAAAAUGUAUAUAUUUUUAUUUAUCUUUUGGUCUCCAAGUAUCUAUUGGCUAUUCCUCAUUUGUUUUCCUGUGCAGCUUUGUUGGUAUUUUCAGCCGUGUUUAGCCAUACGACUAUUUAUUUACUUGUCCACAUUUCUCUUUCUUUAUCUAUUCAGCCUUCCAUGUAUCCUGGUGGACUUCCAUCUAUUUGAUAUCCAUUCACUGAUUAUUUACCAUUUGUUUUAGUCCGUACAUCCAUGUAUCUAUUUAUCCAGCUGCAAGGCCUUUUACAAGGAGAUGCUUGCUCUGAUCGUGGGUAAGGCUGGGCGGGGGUGGGAAGGUGUUGAAAGGCUUCAGAGAGGAUGCUGAAGAUGGAGUUUGGGGCUGAGAGAGGGAAGGAGAGCUGCUUUGCAUAACCUCUCAGAGACAUAGUCAGGAGAAGAGGGCAGGAUGUAUGAAUGAAUGUGCUGGGGACACAGAGUGAAGUCACUGCCAAGCAGAAUGGUAAAUAGCCACUCCCCUGGUCAUCUGUGGUGCGUUGUAACAGUUACCUGCAGGUGACCAAGCAGAAAAUAUUUUUUUACGUUGUAAGAGAUGUUUUUGUUUUCUUCAGUCCACCACUAUUCAAAUAUUAACUGGCAAAGGUAUGUCUGGACAAGCUGACUGGAACAUUCUCUGACCAUUUUUCCCCCUGGGUGCAAGGAUACCUUUUGUAGACUUACUUGCAAAGGCCCAAACUGGGAAGAUGCAGGUGGAGAAACACAUCCAUUCUCCUCAUUAAAGCCUUGAUGGGGCCGGGGUAAUACAACAGGGCUGGGUAAACAGACUGCAUCUCCAUCAAAUGUGAACUGGACAGCUUCUCAUUAGGUGCUUUUAAUACAAAUAAAUAGAGCGGGUGAUCACUGGAGAUGAAUUUGCUGGCUAAUAACUAGCUGAAAGGUCUCCUCUAAAUAUUGGAAUCUCCCCAGUUCCAAGACCCCAUUCGUUAACUGACCCGCAUGACCACACAUUAUCCAGGCACCAAUAGUAAGCAUCUGGAAAGUUAACCCGCCCCUUUACCAAACCCCAUAUCUUUGUGGCUACCCUUCCCAAGUCCUCCUUUGGUGCUGCCAUGGAAUAGCGUAUUUAUUCAUUAACUCCUGCAAUAAUAGAUACCUAAGCGCUACUUGAGAAGGCCACCUCCAACUUAAGAGGCUUGUGACAAGGUCAUUAGGUGCAUGACCCUAACCCAUGUUCCUCAUUCUUCACUUGUGUUUUGUGCACUAGCUCAUGAAUCAAGAUGGAAAAGGUUGGUCAUGCAGGCAAGUUCCCAUGGAGCUUGCCUUGCCCAGUUGGGGGUCAGCACCUCUUGUGCUUCCCAUAUAAUAGGGAUGAGGCUUAAAUGUGUCAAAAUGAAGGAGGGCUGGAGGUUCGUAGCUUCUUAACACUGCCAGAGCUGCCUCUGGGCUUUAUUUGUAGAUGGGCGAGCUUCUGGGACGGUGCAUUUCAUUCUCUGUGUAUCUCUGCUUCUUUGCAAGUGAGAAAGUUGUUUUGGAGGUGGAAGAAGCAGGAAAGACCAGUUGCCAGUGAACUUGACGGGUGCGCCUUCUCUGAGAGCAAGGGGUGACCCACUUAGGCUGUGCGGGGUAUGGGGGUGGGCGAGGACGGUGGAAGGAGAGAAGCGGAGCCCCCCACCCCUCCAGCUGGCUCUGGCCCUCUCACAUUUGGCCUCCACCAGCUUAGAGGAAAUGGCAUAAGGGGAAGGCAUCAAUGCGUCAUAAAACAGCAGAGGAGAUACUUUCAGGUGCCCGGAAAAAGGUUUUAUUGGUCCUGAUUUGUUUCAGAAAGAAAUUUCCUUCCUCGGGUCCCUUUUUGUCUCUCCAAAUACUGUGCAGAAAAUCUUACCAGCCCUUCCUGUGCUUCCAAACACUCCAACAGAUUUAGCCAUGAGGCAAGAGGUCCCUGAUAGGAGCAUGACUGCCCUUGUAUGAAUUAGACAAUUUCCAUCCUGUGUGGUGGGAAGAUUUGCCUUACAAUGCAGUUUAAUUGUGUUGUAUCUACCAGUGCAGAGCUGAGUUGGAGAGUCAGGAGGGGGAGUAUAUUGGGUCUCCUAAGGAGAGAACUUGCCUGCAAUGCAUGAGGGGAAAUUCCUGCAUUUGGGGUUCAGCAUAAGACAACGGCAGAAGGAGAGCCCAGUCUAAGAAGAAAACUUAAAUAUGUGCAGUAAAGCGAGAGGGAUGCGAUGAUAUUCUAGAGUAGCCAUCCCCAGGUGCUUUGCAGGCAGGUGCUCCAGAUGGGUUGGAGAGCUAUGCUGGGUGGGGAUGAUGGGAGUUGUAGUCCAACACAUUUGGAGGGCCUCUGUUUGGGGAAGCCUGCAGUAGAACAUUGGGCUCCAGCCCAUGCUUGGAUGGGAUGUCCUAGGGUUGCGCAGGGUAGGUGGGCUGUAACGCAAUGCCUGAGCCCCCCCCCCCCCAGCCCUCCCAUGUUUUUAGGCAAAUCAUGCCUCCCCUGCUCCAGAAGUAGCCUUCGGAAAAUAGGGGCUGACACAGAAGGGGGGUGUCGGAGUCCCUUUCCCCCGUCUGUGGAUCAAGCGCCGCUUCAGCUGCUCGGUUGUAUCCAUGCCUGGCCUCACGGCGGCACUGCUCCCAUUCGGGGCUGCAGACUGGCCCUAGAAGGAGGGCGCCCCAAAGGAGGGGUAGGCGGUGGAGGGGGUGCCAGUGGUGCCAGAGGAGAGGAGCAGAAGGGUGAGGGGUGGAGAAGGAAGCAGAGGUGAGGCAUGGCCUUGUGCCUCCAAGCUGGUUUUCAUGGGAAUAGCUCCCCACUGCCCUAUUUCCAGGAACUGCAGUUUGAUGUGGGUGCCAAACAUUUUUUCUUUUUGGGUAGCUCAAGCCCUCCAGCUGCAUACAAACCUCACAUUUCUACAGGUCUCUGGGAGAAGGGAAGGCUGGGAGAUCAGACCUCUCCUGUAGGAGUGUAGAGCACGAGGCCCAGUCUAGCCCUCCAGGCGUUCCCUAGGUGGCCACUCUCCCUUCCUCGUAGCCGCCUACUGUUUGGUGGCUUUCCAGCUCUUUCCAAAAGGGCUGGGGUGCCUCUCCGAAGGCUGAGUUACAGAUAGGAAGAGCUUUUAGCUGACAUGGGCUGGUAGGCUUUGCUCUCUCCCCUUUUUUUUAUUCCUUUGGCCCUUUUCCAUUUACCCUCAACCACAGCCCCAAAAGUUUCUGUGAAAUGUGACUCGGUCCUUGACCCAAGAGAGGUUCAGCCCUCCUGGUAGGCAGCAUAGAGGCUCUCCAAAGAGGAGAACUUCAGAGGAAUGAUGAGUCUUUUUAAAACAGAGAGCUGAGAUUCCUGCGGCUUCUUUGAAGGGUGUAGCAGGAAAUGGGUGGCGAAGUUUUAAAGUUUUGGAAAUUCUUUUCUAUUUUAUGCCCUCGGUUAUCAUGUAACCUCAACUCGUCCAUCCCUCUCGUUCAGAACUCUCUUUAUCUCUGUGUUUUAACCAUGGGAAAUGUGAAAAAUGGUUUCCUGCAGAGACUGUGUGUGUGUGUUGCUGGUGUUCAAAGCUGCUCCAAGCAGGCUUGCCUUGAGGUUCAGCCCACGACUGCGAAAGAGAUCAGCACUGGAUGCUGACUGCUCUGCUGACUGCUCAUCCCUCAGGAGGACAAAACCUCCCGUUCUUCUCAUGCAUUAACCCCCCCCCCCUGCAUUCACACACACCCCGCCCCCCGCCACUGCAUUUAUGCCCCAAGCCAGGUCCUUGGGCCCCGGGGCCUUUUAGCCAUCCCUGUGACCACUGCAGCAAGACGGUGUGACCACUGUACGUGUAUGAUUUUGUAUGGAUUCCUGUGUAAGAACAUUAUAUCCCUGCCUUUGUCCACAUUAUAUUAAUUUUCAUCCUCCUAACAGAAUAUUUGUACAGCUACCAAAAAGUGUUUGAUAUUUCUUGUAAUUAAAAGCAAAUUAGUUUUG